UCAUUUGAAUUCAAUGUCAAAGUUGUCAAAAAUGUGAUCGUAAAAGUUGAAGAUUUUACUUUGUUUGUUUUCAUUAUUUUACGACGUAUUUGUUUAUGUUAUAAAAUGUCAUUGGUUUUGAGAAGAACGUAUUUAAAAGCUAAAAAUAAUAUCCUGUCUCCUGGUACCGGAAAUAUUUCAGUGUCUGGUCAGUUACAAACUUUUGUGGCUCGAACGUUCAGUGAAGACAAAUCUGGCAAUAAUCCACAAUUUAGCAGUAGCACUAUUUUAAUUGAAAAUGGAUUUAACGUACAAGAACUUCCAGUGGCUAUCAAGAAAUUGCGAAAUCUCGCUGAUAUCGACGAUAAGCCAAACGAAGAACAAGCAGCUAGUGCACAAGACACUCUGAGCUAUCAGCUGAUUCAAGAAGAAUUCAAACAAUGUCUGGAUCUUCGCGAUGUGUUUUCUUUACUCUCAAAGUGUACCAAAAUUACACCAAACAUUGCAUUAGGAGCCAUUGAAAGAAUAUACGACAUUGAGAAAAAUCCAAACUCACUUAGCCUAGAUCCUAAAAUAAUGCAAAUUAAUUUAGCAAAAGGUGCCAUUUUAGAUAAACUUCUGAAGGUUGUUAUGAAAACUGAAGACACAUGCACAAUACUGGAGAUACUGAACACUGUUUCAUCAUUCAUGGAGCCUUUCAAGUACAAAUUCCAUGAUGAGCUACUUCUUCGUGUUAUUGACAACAAGUUAAGUAUUGAUCAGUUAUGUGAAUUUAUAAACUUUUUAAUAAAAAAUAAAAAUGAUAUAAAGUACUCUGAAACCAUUGACAAACUGUGGGUUGGAUUUGUUGCAAAAGAAAAAGAAAUAGAUGAGAAUAAUAUAGUACAGGUGUUUGGCAUCCUACAUGGUUUAAAAGUCAGCAAAAGAAUAAUAUUGACAUUACUGGAGCAAAAAUUAUGUGAUUUGUGGUUUAAAAUUAAAGUGCCUGUCAUGCAAGACAUAUUGACCUCUUUUGUAAUGGAAAAAUAUUUAUCGGUGCAAUCAUUUGGUGUUGUUGGCAGCUGGCUCUGUGCCAAUAUACAUGCUUUGGAUGAAGAUUCCUUGUUGGAUAUUAUUUCUAAGUUGACUAGACUGAAAUAUACUGAUGACAAAAUUGAGAAGGCUGUCGAGAAGUACAUGAGGUUUAGAGGCGAUAAGGUAGAGAGCCAUGUCCUCAUUGUAGGACUUUUGAACUUUUGUAUGCAGUUCCAAAUUUAUAACAAACAGAUUUUGAAUUCUUGCUGUGAUUAUUUUUUGAGUAAUUGGCAUGUUGUGCCACCUAGUUUCCUCAAAUCUUUCAUAUAUCCUUUUGGAUAUUUACAAUAUGAUCCUGUAAAUAAUACAGAAUUUUGGAAGCUUGUAGAUGAAAUCAUGAAUGAAAACUUCGAUAAAAUGACCAGCUGUGAUCUUAGUUCGAUAAUAUUAUCAUCAAUUUACUUAGGUAAGUACCCCUCUGCUUUAGUCCGAAGAAUGUUAAGUCCAGAGUAUCUGGCUAAAGUAAAAAAUGCUGAUAUGUGGAAGAGGUUUUAUUUGAUAGACACUGCAAUGACUUUAGAAUGUGAGAAGUAUUUAGGUCCUCUUUUACCAAAGGACCAAUGGUCCAAGCCAAUCACUCAAGACUUUAGGGUUAAAAAUAUUUUGGAAAAAAUUAUGGAUGUUCUUGUGAAUGUAGCAGGAGGUCAAGAUAAAUUAUCAGUAGCUGUGUCUAUACCAUACUUACCGUCCGAUGAAACAUAUUUACUGGAUGUCAUGUUGCACUCCGCUGGGCUGGGUAGUAAAACUUUUAACUGGAAAUCGAAAACAGUUCGGAAUGCUAAUAUUGCUAUAUUAAUACAUUUGCCUGACCAUUAUUGCUCCAACAAUGAACAUCUGAUUGGUCCUCAAGUAAUGAAAAAGAGGCAUCUCAAAAUUUUAGGAAUGAAAGUUGUGAGCUUGAAGUAUUCUUUACUAAGUCAGUUCUACACUACUUACAAUAAGAAUGGCUUGACGGAAUACCUUCUUGAAAGUAUUAACAAUGCAGAACAAUGUAUGUAGGCAGACAACACUAAAAUAAUUUUUGGUAUUGGGAGCAGAUAUAUUUCAAUUUUUAGAAUAAAUUUUAUGUUUAUAAAACAAAAAUUUACGAAUGUACAUAGUUACUAAGAAACAUAGUUCAAAUACAUUAAUUAUUUUUCUAGUCUUAAGGCUGCAAUAUUAAUAUGGGGUAUGCCAAAUUAAUGUAAUCUUGUACCUUAAAUAAAAAUUAGGUGGUGAUAUUUAUAAACAGAAUAAAAAAUAUUUUAGUAGUAUUGUUUUAUUUAUUGUAUAUUAACAAUAGAUUAGUAAGUUGCUGUAAUUUUUGAGGUAAUAUGUCAUCAUUGUAAAUUGUGAGGAAUAAUAAAGAUUUUUACACAAAA
Molecule: messenger RNA, 2414 nt
Organism: Spodoptera frugiperda (fall armyworm)
Lineage: Eukaryota; Metazoa; Arthropoda; Insecta; Lepidoptera; Noctuidae
Product: FAST kinase domain-containing protein 3, mitochondrial-like
Exons: 1
Coding region: 106-2052 (648 amino acids)
Biological process (GO): regulation of mitochondrial mRNA stability
Source: RefSeq, a predicted model, not a curated record